AUGCGGCUAGUGUCGUCAUCCAUCGAGCGUAGGACGGGUGAGGGUCUUGCAAAACUCGAACCAGAGGAGCCCGAAGACAUGUGGCAUGCAUACAACCUGAUCAAGGAAAACGAUCUCGUAGAGGCGAUGGCUGUACGGCGAGUCACCAAGACUUCCGACUCAGGAUCGACGUCGACCAAACGUGUAAAACUCAAGAUGACAAUAAAGGUCACGUCAACAUAUUUUGAUCCUGGCUCUGGACAGCUACACGUAUCAGGCCAGGUGGCGAAGGAGCUGGAAGAGGUAAGACUUGGAUCACACCACACCAUCGAUCUGGAGCUUCAUCGCGCAUUUUCGAUCGAAAAGGCAGAUGGGUGGGAUAGUGUUGCAUUGGACUUGCUCAAGGAAGCGUGCAGCAUUGAGCGAAAGGCUGAGCUAUGGGCUGUCGUUCUGGGUGGUGAGGGCACGGCAAAUAUCUGUAUGAUUACGGAACACCAGACGAUUCUACGGCAGCGUAUUGAGGUCGCAGUGCCACGGAAGCGCAGAAACGGCGUGGACGGCCACAGCAAAGGCAUGGAUAAUUUCUUUGCCACAACUCUCUCGACUCUCCUCCGCCACGUCGACCUCUCAAACACCGCAAGCAAAGACCAGGGCAAGGCUCUGCCACUGCUACUAGCGAGUCCCGGGUUUGUCGCCCAGAGCUUCCUCCAAUACAUGAAGGCAGAAGCUACGCGGACCACAAACAAGCAGCUGCUUGCCUUCAUACCCUCCGUCGUCGUUGCACAUGCCUCCUCCGCGCACGUACACGCCCUCAGCGAUAUCCUGUCUUCACCAGCCAUCACCACCAAGCUUUCAGAUACGAAAUACGCGCGCGAAACGGCGCUAAUGGACAAGUUCACAACCAUGAUGCGCCUCGACGAUGGUAGAGCGUGGUACGGCCCGCGAGAAGUGGAGCUUGCAGUCGACAAGGGCGGUGUAGGUCGAGGUGGCGGUAUUUUGAUGAUCAGCGACGCGUUAUUCCGGGCACAAAAUAUCACAGAGCGACGGAGAUGGGUCAAGCUCGUUGAUCGCGUACGAGAGGUAGAAGGCGGCGAGGUCAGGGUGUUCAGCUCGCUUCACGAAAGCGGGAAGCGGCUGGAAGGCCUAGGCAAUGUUGCUGCCAUCCUAACGUACCCGAUCGAAGACCUAGAUGAGGAGGACGACGUACAAGUCGAUGAUGACGGCGAAGGUGACAUGAUUAUCUAA
Parastagonospora nodorum SN15 is the source of this 1224-nucleotide messenger RNA. RefSeq lists its product as hypothetical. Gene Ontology annotation, biological process: nuclear-transcribed mRNA catabolic process, non-stop decay; RNA surveillance; nuclear-transcribed mRNA catabolic process, no-go decay. The transcript is spliced from 2 exons. Bases 1 to 1224 code for a protein of 407 amino acids. The record is from RefSeq and is a predicted model, not a curated record. Lineage: Eukaryota; Fungi; Ascomycota; Dothideomycetes; Pleosporales; Phaeosphaeriaceae. Gene Ontology annotation, cellular component: cytoplasm.